Vicugna pacos (alpaca) is the source of this 1678-nucleotide messenger RNA. Lineage: Eukaryota; Metazoa; Chordata; Mammalia; Artiodactyla; Camelidae. The record is from RefSeq and is a predicted model, not a curated record.
UUGACUGUGGCCUGUCUGAGGGGCUGUGAUUAUCUACCCUCCUAUCUCAGAGCCUAGUGUUGAGUCUGGCGCUUCUCAGGCACUCAGGGACUUUCAAAUGAAUGAAGGAACAGUUAGAAGAAGGGAGGGAGGGAAGCAGGAAGGGAAGAUGGGUGAUCAGUAGGACUUGGUGAUGCACUGGCAGAUCCACGCAAAUGUCAGCGAAUCCCAAUCCAGGGUCAGGAACGGAGGCUCGCCCUUUUCUACCUCCACAGAUGUCACGGGGUCAUCACACACAAGGAAACUCAUUCUUCUGAUUCUACUGGGUCGUGGAGACUAAGCCUGCAUUCGACAACCUCUCAGUCCAAAUAACCAAGACAGAAGAGUGUGUUUCCUUCAUGGUCUUUCUUGUGGCUGGCCCUGUGCAGUUUGUGUACUUGUUGAGAGCUUUGACUGUCUUUGACGCUGUUUUUGCUGAACUGGGUUUUUCCGAGACCCUCUCUCCUCAUAGGCUCAGUUUCACCCUGCCAUCUGCAGUCGGCCAGUUUCGGUGGCAGAAGAGGCCACAACUGCUUCCUGUUGGCCUCCUGGGCAGAAGCAUGCAGUGGUGUCUCCUCCUGAUCUGGGCCCAGGGGCUGAGGCAGGCUCCCCUCCCCGCCUCAGGCUCCGUGACAGGCAGAAUAGUAACGGGGAACAUUUCUGCAGAGGAAGGUGGCUCUGUCACCUUACAGUGUCACCUCUCCUCCACCACUGCCAAAGUGACUCAAGUUAACUGGGAGCAGCAGGACCAAGCCCUGGCCAUUUAUCACACUAACCUGGGGUGGCACAUCGACCCAGCCUUCACAGAGCGAGUGGUCCCAGGCCCCCACCUGGACCUCACCCUCCGGUCGCUGACCAUGAAUGACACAGGAGAGUACUCCUGCAUCUAUCACACCUACCCUGACGGGAUUUACAAAGGGACACUCUUUCUGGAAGUCCUACAAAGCUCAGUGGCUGAGCACAGCGCUGGGUUCCUGGUCCCUUUGCUUGGAGCCACGGCCACAGCGCUGGUGGUCAUCUGCACAGCAGUCAUUGUGGUGGUCACAGUGGCCCGAAAGAAAUGUCUCAGAAUGCAUUCUGCAGAAGGCAGCCUCGGGACGUCUGGGCAGGAGGAGUGGCGGCCCAGGGCUCCGUCAUCCCCCGGCAGCUGUGUCCGGGUGGAGGCCGUGCCCUCCGGCCUCGGCAGGGAGCAGACGGAAGAGGACUACGCGGAGCCGCACGACUACUUCAACGUCCUGAGUUACAGAAGCCUCGGGAGCCUCAGCUUCCCCGCCGAGACCAGUUAGCUCUGGGAGGCAUCUUGUAGGAGACACGGCCCGGUCUUUGCUAUCACAGAUGGACGACGCGCAUCUGCACAUCGCAGCUCCGUCUGCGCAAGCACGCGCGCGCGUGUGUGCAGACAUGUGUACGUGCGUGUGCCUCUGUGUGUGUGUUCAGUUCAGUGAAUGUAUGUCGUCCUCUCCUCUGUCUGCAUCUCCUCUACCUUUCCCUCCAUUCCAUUGUGGCAGACCCAGGUGAGGAGCUUGUAUCUCGAUUAUGAAUGCAAAGUUAAAAAAACCCAAACAACACUUGACCUGGCUUUGAAUCUGGCAGCUGGAGCAGAUCCUGCGGCUCUGGGAAAUUCAUUCCCCCUGCAGCACUGGGCAGGGUUUGGGGCUGC